Molecule: messenger RNA, 1404 nt
Organism: Helicoverpa armigera (cotton bollworm)
Lineage: Eukaryota; Metazoa; Arthropoda; Insecta; Lepidoptera; Noctuidae
Product: L-asparaginase
Exons: 9
Coding region: 227-1342 (371 amino acids)
Molecular function (GO): asparaginase activity
Source: RefSeq, a predicted model, not a curated record
GUCUCUCAGUAUGCACACCGCCACUUCACAAGCUACUCACACAUACGUGACAUAACAACUAUACUGUAUAAUGUAAAUAUCAUAUCAACCUUGUUAGAUACGCGGCGAAUACCGUGUGUAACUCCAUACAUAUAAGUCCACAACUCAAUCAAUCUCGCAUUCGAAGUUCAAACGUUAUUGAUGGUGGAUAUUCAAUUGUUUUUUGUUCAAUUUUCAAAUAUUAAAAAUGGUGAAAAAUAUUAGAGUGCUGGUUAUCUACACGGGUGGUACUUUUGGUAUGCUGAAGAAUGAAAAAGGAGUAUUGGUACCACAGAAGAACAUCGAGCAUCGAGUGAUCAGGAAGUUACCACAGCUGCAUGACAAUGAAUAUUGGCAAAAACACCUACAGGGCACAGACCUUCAGGAAUACCUAGCUAUACCAGAUGGCAAAGACACAGAACAUAAAGUCUUGUACAAAAUCUAUGAAUACGAUGAGCUCAAAGACUCUUCAGACUUCACGAUGGACGACUGGAUCAAACAGGCCAGAGAUAUAAAGAAAUUCUACCACGACUACGACGGUUUCGUGGUGCUCCACGGCACGGACACGACGGCGUAUGGGGCCUCCAUCCUGUCGUUCAUGCUGGAGUCUGUUGGCAAGACUGUCGUACUCACAGGAGCCCAGAUCCCCAUAUUUCAACCUCGCAGCGACGGCAACAACAACUUGUUUUGCGCCGUGAUGAUCGCCGCCACACAACACAUACCAGAAGUCACCGUGUUCUUCGGAGCCAGGCUUUUUAGGGGCACCAGAGUAAAGAAAGUAUCAAACACAAAGAUCUACGCGUUCGACUCGCCCAACUUCCCAGCCCUGUUGGAAGCCAAGGCGACGCUGGACGUAGACCCGAAGAUGCUCAUCCACCCGCCCGGCUCUGUGCCCAAUGAGUGCAGGUUGCACGACCAGCUCUGCAGGAAAGUGUAUAUACUGAAGAUGGCGCCUACUAUAGAACCUGAGAUUAUCAGGGCUGUGUUUUCUGGAAUGGAAGGUGUAGUAUUAGAAACGUACGGCAACGGCAACAUCCCCAUCAAACGCAAGGACAUCUACAAGGAGAUCGAGGCGGCCGUGAAGAACAAGGUGCUGGUGGUGAACGUGACGCAGUGCAUCAACGGCACCGUCAUCGCCAAGCCGCUGUACGAGACUGGGCUGCUCCUAUUGGAAUGCGGCGUGGUUCCUGCAUACGAUAUGACAGCUGAGGCAGCGUGGGCGAAGCUUUGCUACGUGCUCUCCAAGAAGGAACUUAGUUACGAGGAGAAAGUUAAAUUAAUGAAGACAAACAUCAGAGGCGAGAUGUACAAUCCAACAAACUAAUUUAUUUAUAUUUUAAGCGAUCUAAGUUUAAUUUAAUUGUGAAUAAACUAUUGUUAAUUAUG